Molecule: messenger RNA, 1022 nt
Organism: Xiphophorus couchianus (Monterrey platyfish)
Lineage: Eukaryota; Metazoa; Chordata; Actinopteri; Cyprinodontiformes; Poeciliidae
Gene: mrpl15
Product: mitochondrial ribosomal protein L15
Exons: 5
Coding region: 81-971 (296 amino acids)
Biological process (GO): translation
Cellular component (GO): mitochondrial large ribosomal subunit
Molecular function (GO): structural constituent of ribosome
Source: RefSeq, a predicted model, not a curated record
AGAACAAUCACAUCCGCUGCCAUGUUGUCACGUGACCUUGUGUCCUUGGUUUGCUAACUUGACAUGUGAGCAGCAGAAACAUGUCUUUCCCUAAAAAACCCGGCGGUAAAGCACUGGACGUUUUGCAAAAUCUACCGAGAAUAACUUUAGCAAAUUUACGUCCUGAACCAGGAGCCAGGAAGAAUGAAAAGCGGCGGGGCAGAGGACAGCACGGAGGUAACAGGAGCGGGAGAGGCCACAAAGGAGAGCGGCAGAGAGGGACCCGACCUCGGCUGGGGUUCGAAGGGGGACAGACCCCCUUCUACUUGAGAAUUCCUAAAUAUGGCUUCAAUGAAGGCCACAGUCGCCGUCCACAAUACCAGCCUUUAACGUUGAAAAGACUGCAGUACUUGAUUGAUUUGGGUCGGGUCGACCCAUCACAGCCCAUAGACCUGACCCAGCUCGUCAACGCCAGAGGAGUCACCAUCCAGCCACUGAAGAGGGACUAUGGAGUCCAGCUUGUUGAUGAGGGUUCUGACAUUUUUGCAGCAAAAAUCAACAUUGAGGUUCAGAGAGCAACUGAAGGAGCCAUAGCUGCUAUCGAACGGAAUGGAGGCAUCAUCACCAACAGCUUCUACGAUCCCAUAAGUCUCGGAAUCCUUAUCAAGCCCGUCCCGUUCUUCAUGAGGGGGCAGCCGAUCCCGAAGCGGAUGCUGCCAGGAGAGGACAUGGUCCCGUAUUACAUGAGUGCUGAAAACCGGGGUUACUUAGCAGAUCCGGAAGAAAUCCAGCAGGCCCGCCGCGCCCUGGCGCAGAAGUACGGCUACGUGCUGCCAGAUAUUUCAAAGGAUGAACUCUGUCACAUGCUGGCCAUGAGGAAGGAUGUUCGACAGAUCUUCUUUGGCCUGUCUCCAGGCUGGGUCGUUAACAUGCCAGAGAAGAAGAUCCUGAAACCAACCGAUGAGAAACUACUCCAAUAUUAUUCCUCAUAGGUGUUCACAUGGUUAAACUGUUAUUUUAUAUGCCCAAAUUAAACAUCGUCU